Physcomitrium patens is the source of this 5899-nucleotide messenger RNA. The record is from RefSeq and is a predicted model, not a curated record. Lineage: Eukaryota; Viridiplantae; Streptophyta; Bryopsida; Funariales; Funariaceae.
UUCGGUUCUCGGAUUUUCGUCCCGAGCCCUUUGGCCUUUCAUGUUCUGGGUUCAAUUCUCGAUCUUCGACCAUAGAUCAUCCAAGUUGUUGACAGUUUGUUGAGGGUUUAAUUCGGAGUUGCAUUUGGGGUGUGAGGAGGCGAGAUGGAUUGUGCAGUCCAGGAUUAGGGGACUUGCGCUUAGUUCUUCUACAUCCAGGUCGUGAACAGUUGAAGCAUGAUGUAGAUUGUGCGUUGGCUGGGUGGAGAUUGGCAAGGUGGUGGUGGUGGUAGUGGUAGUUGAACGGGAGUACUUAUUUUACCUUUUGUUUUUAUCGAGGGAAAUUGAAAGAAAAAGUUUCAUUCUGUGGAGAUUGGGCUCUUGCGAUGUUGGUUGAACAGAACAUUUGGCGAAACGUGAGGUAGUGAGUCUGCUUCUGCAACCAGAGUUGUGCGGAGAGAGAAUCGUAUUUGACAUCUCUGGAGCACAAUCGCACCGCAUCCUUAUUAUUGUGAUGCAGUGCAAGAGGAUUUUUGGAUUGAUGGAGAGUUGAGGGUGCCAAUGAGAGGAAGGUUGCAAUUUGUUCCUUUAUGAGGUGGAUUGCUUCGGAGAGAUUUGGAUCGUGUAAUCGUAGCGAUUGGCUAGGGUGCAUCUGUUGUGCAGAAUUUCGUACAUGAUCAUUUCUGUAUUUGAGAUGGUUGUGUCAAUUGAGAGUUUCGUAUGCACUCAUUUGGUGAUCAUAGAUAAUCCUCCUUCAAUUGAUUGCGUCCGAAACAGUGGGAUGAUGCCGUAGAAUAAUAUUGAUUGGAUUUUAUUUUGUCAUUUGUUAGUUUGACUGAAGGCAAUCGUGAAUGCAAUACACUUGUUAGCUUCCGCUUGGAUCAUUAGGGCCGUCCUUUGUCGAAUACGAGCUUCUUCUCUCGAAAAUUGAGCUUCAAUUUGAUCCCAAUUUGCAGCCAUGUUCGGGUACGAGUCAUUUCUAAGAAGCGGAACAAUUACGAGCUUCCGGUGACAGUAACUUACGCAGGAAGAGAAUGAUCAGUCCCUCCCACGAGUAGGAUGCGGUGCGCAGCGGGUGUUGUGUUUCGAAGUCAAACAUCCGGAGUGCAAUUGUUUUGGGUUUUGUUGAAUUGGAAGGUUAAUUGGUGCGUUGUACUGCCAGCACGACAGCGAGUUUUGUGUCAUUAUGUGAGGUGAUUCUACUGCAGAUAAGUAUUAAAUUGAAAGUAGAGCGAUAUACGUGGUGGUGAAGAAACUAAUCCUUCUUUAGCGAAAGCGGAGGCGUUGGAAUCCCGACGCUAGCACACGCAAUAUAUUAGUGGGAAGUUAUGGCGGUUCAAGAUGGGGGAGGAGAGGACCCCGGAGAGGAAACUAAAGCGAGUUAUUUAGCAAAAUGUGUGCUGAAAAGUAGCGUGGUUUUGCACGCUGUUUAUGGACACAUUCGGUGUCCUUCCACAUUCGACGUUGUACUUGGCAAGGAAACAUCUUUGGAGCUUGUGGUUGUUAGCGAGGAUGGUAUUGUUCAGUCAGUUUGCGAGCAGCCAUUAUUCGGGACCAUCAAAGAUCUCCGAGUUCUGCCCUGGAAUGAAUCUCGUCGAAGUCCAUUGCCACAGACGUACGAGAAAGACUUGCUGGUGCUUUUAUCAGAUUCUGGGAAGCUCUCCUUUUUAACCUUCAACGUUGAUCUUCACAGUGGUUUUGGCAGAUUUUUGGCUGUUGUACACAUCCAUAUUGCAGAGUGUGGGAAUCUGCGGCGAGAAUUGGGAAGACUCCUUGCAAUUGAAUCCAGGGGUCGUGCAGUGGCUGUGGCUGCUUUUGAAGAUAGAAUUGCAAUCUUUCCAACCUCCAUAGCCGCAGGAAAUAAUAUUGUUGACAAGAGAAUGAUAUAUCCAAGAGAGUUGCUGAGUUCGACAGGAUUAACUGAAGCAAGCACUAGUGGAGUUGAAGAGAAAUUCACAGGCUGGGGAACGAUCUGGAGUAUGACAUUCGUUGGCAUGCCAGUGGACCACUUAACACCAAUAGUCAAGUCUGACUCACUGCUUCUUCUUGCAGUGCUUGUUCACAGAAAAGGUGCUGCUAGCAAUGAAAUUGUCAUUCUUAAGUGUGAUACAAAAGAGCGCAUCAUUCAGGUCACGGCCCGUUACGACUCUUCUGUAAUAAGACCCUUCAUUUCACCGUUGUGGAUUAGUGUCCUAGAUGUCCCGGCAGCUCCAGGAUUCCUUCUACUUUCGCUGCCAGGGGAAUUACUGCUGCUUGACUUAAGACGUCCCAGUAGUCAUUUACUAGCCGGCGUCUGUAGUUUCCAGAUAAGCUUGGAUGAAGAGGAAGGUAGCCUGAACAGCGUAGCAGCAUCUGCACUGCUUGAGCUUUUAUCAAGAGGUCAAGAUGACUCUAGUACAAAGAGUCCAGCUUCCAGUAGUAAUGGUGAACCCACAGAAGUUAUGGAUUUGAAUUGGGACCCAUCGUCAUUACCAACUAUCACGGCGUGGAGCUGGGAACCUUACGCUGAGGGUCAAUCGAGACUUGCACUGGCUAUGGAUACUGGGGAGAUUCACUUGGCACGGUUGAUUUUCGAAAGUCCCGAUGAUGUACCUCGAAUCGAAGUCCAGCAGCGGCAGUAUAAAUGUUCUCCAUGCAAUGUAGUACUUUGGACAAAGGGAGGUUUACUUGCCGUAUUUGUCGAGAUGGGGGAUGGGCAGGUUCUUCAAUGUAGUGAUAAUGGUAAAUUGAUCUUCAAGAGCCUUAUUCAGAACGUGGCUCCUAUUCUUGAUUUUUCAUUAGCUGACUACCAUAAUGAGAAACAAGAUCAAAUGUUUGCGUGCUCUGGGGCGGGAAACGAGGGUUCAUUACGAGUGAUACGAAAUGGCAUCAGUGUUGAAAAGCUUUACACGACGUCCCCAAUUUAUCAGGGUGUGACAGGUACAUAUACCAUGCGGAUGUGCUGCAGAGAUCCAUACCAUGCCUUUUUUGUGAUGUCUUUUGUUCAGGAAACUAGAGUCCUUUCAGUUGGGCUCAACUUUGUAGACAUCACAGAAGCUGUAGGGUUUCAGCCUUGCGCAUCUACACUUGCGUGUGGAACAAUUGAGGAUUACCAUGUGGUACAAGUCUGCAGCAAAGAAGUCAUUGUGUGCGUACCCACCAAAACUGCCCAUCCAGCGGGCAUAGAUUCACCUCUUCCUUUCUGUUCAUCAUGGAAACCUCCACAGGGUCUUGUUGUGAGUCUGGGAGCAGUAGCUAGUAAGGCCAUUGUGUUAGCCUUAUCUAAACCAGGGCUGAUUGUGAUGCUGGGUUCUCAGCGUGGUGCUAAUGGGGCUCUGGAACUCUGUAUGACACAACAAUGCGAAUUAAAAGCAGAACUGUCUUGUAUAUCAAUUCCUGACGAAGAAGAUUGGACCUCAUCGCCUCUGCCCCCGUCUAUUGUUGGACUGGUUGAAGGCACUCCUAAAAGUAGGAACCCAUCAGGGGUAGAGGUGGGGAGGAUCUGCGUCGUAGGGACGCAUGAGCCAUCAGUGGAGGUUCUUUCUAUAGUUCCUGGUGAGGGCUUGGCUCCUCUGGCUGUGGGUCACAUUUCUCUUGUAAGCUGUGUAGGGACAACACUUAGUGGAUGUGUUCCUGAAAGUGUUAGGCUUGCACAGUUUGAUAGACUCUACAUUCUUGCUGGGUUAAGGAAUGGAAUGCUUUUGCGCUAUGAGUGGCCAGCUAGCUCUACUGCUACGCUUCCAGAUUGCACGAAUCUGCUGUCAACCUCAGAUUGGGAAAACAUCGGGAUCACACAACCGAAUUUGGGUGGUGACAAGGACGUGUUGGAAGAUUCAUCACCAGUCUUACUACAUCUGGUCGCUGUACGGAGAAUGGGUGUUUCUCCUGUUUCUUUAAUCUCUUUGCAGGCUUCACUGAGUGCUGAUGUCAUUGCUCUCAGUGAUAGGCCAUGGUUACUGCAAACGGCAAGACAUAGCCAACGCAUUGCACACACCUCCAUUUCUUUUCCAUCAUCUUCACAUGCCGCGCCUGUAAACUCAGUUGACUGUCCUAAUGGUAUACUUUUCGUGGCGGACUGCAGUUUACACUUGGUGGAAAUGGAGCAUUUAAAGCGCCUCAACGUACAAAAAUUGCCCCUGGGCCGAACUCCACGUAGGGUUCUGUAUCACACAGAGUCGAAGACGUUGAUCGUGAUGCGAACAGACUAUGGACCUGAUGGCGGCUUGGUUUCUGAUGUAUGCUGUGUUGAUCCACUCAGUGGUGCCAAUUACUCUUGCUACACUCUCGAUGCUGGAGAGGUGGCCCGCUCAAUCCAGUUAUGGAAGCGCAGACAGGAACAGCUCUUGCUGGUUGGAACCAGUCUCAUUGGUGGCGGCGGUAUUAUGUCGAGUGGUGAAGCAGAGAGCGCAAAAGGCCGACUGUUGGUAUUUCAGCUGCUGUCGAAGCACGUAGGAACACAUUCACAGCCUGUAAUGAGUUCUACAAAUACUCCAACCUUAUCCAACCAAUCAACUCCUGGUUCAUCGGCAGCGGAUCCUAUGGUGCUUUCGGAAUCUGAUGAGAGUGAUUUAACCGAUGGCGAAGGGUGGGAGCUGCGGCUUAAAACUCAUAUUAUUCUGCCCGGUGCUGUCCUAUCUGUGAGCUCAUACUUAGGGCAGUAUGUACUUGCAUCCGCUGGCAAUUGUCUAUUUUGUCUAGGAUUUCGACCUGAUUCACCACAGCGAUUACGGAGAAUGGCCAUGGUUAAGACACGUUUUAUGAUAACAAGUCUUUCGGUUCAUCUCUCAAGGAUUGCAGUUGGUGAUUGUCGGGAUGGAAUUCUAUUUUAUACAUAUCAAGAGGUCUCCGGGCAGCUGGAGCUAUUGUACUGCGGUGGCAUCCAACAACUUGUUGCAGAUUGCGUUCUCAUGGAUACCGACACUGCUGUGGUUACAGACCGUCGUGGGAACUUCUGCACCUUUUCCAGUGCCAGCACUCCUGAAGAAAGCGUGAGUCCAGAGCGCAACCUAUCUUUGGGUUGCUGGUACCACAUAGGCGAAACUUUGAUGAGGAUUCACAAGGCCUCUUUUGCAUAUGAAAGCCCUGCAGAGGAGAGUAUGAAGAACUGUGGUAGCAAUGAUGCUAUCGCCCAUCCUACUCAUUCGUCUGUAGUUGCCAGUUCACUUCUUGGAAGUGUGUUCAUAUUUAUCAAAGUCACAAGGGAGGAAUACGAUCUGUUGAAAGCUGUGCAAUCUCGGCUUGCACAUUAUCCCAUUACUACUCCACUUCUUGGGAACAACCAUGAGGAUUAUCGCGGCCAAGGAUGCCCUGCGGGAGUCUGCCAAGUUCUUGAUGGCGACAUGCUGUGUCAGUUUCUAGAAUUAACAAGCGCACAACAGGAGAAUGUAUUAACCGAACCUCAGGGCGUUGUCUCUCUUAGUGUUCCAAACCCAGGUUCCUCUUUUUUAGAACGAAGCCUUGCUGUCGAUCGUGUGUUGCGCCUGCUUGAGCGUGUGCACAACUCACUUUCCUGAGCUGCAAGUACCUCUUGGAAAGAGAAAAGUGGCAAGAUUUGACCUAAAUUGUAAGGAAUCAACGUUAUUGGUGCGCUCAGCAUGUAGGCAAAAUGUGGGUUUGUAAACCCCAUCAAAGUUUUUUUUUUUCAUAAAAUGUAAAUGCCCCCGGCUUGCUCUAGUUAGAGUUGUAUAAAUUUGCGAAAUACAGGGUGUGGGAGGCUUCUAGGCAAAGUUAGGCCACGCCUUCAGAACUUGCUUUGCUGACCUUUUCUUCUCAUCCAUGGAGUUAGCAGUGACCAUCUAGAAGCAGACGUUACAAUUUGUUGGCUCUAUACCCACACCGUUAGAGACUAUCCGUUUUCUCCGGAUUUGUGUUCACCUGCUUAAACCCUUGUUUACACAAGUUGUAAUGUUAAGAAGAGGUUUCUUUGCAUUAGGUUCUAAAA